Molecule: messenger RNA, 372 nt
Organism: Aspergillus calidoustus
Lineage: Eukaryota; Fungi; Ascomycota; Eurotiomycetes; Eurotiales; Aspergillaceae
Source: the annotation of a GenBank genome assembly
AUGUCCAACCCGCAAUCAACCAAAAAAACAGACCCCUACUCGCCCAGCCUGCAACCCAUCGGCGAACCCCCGCGGCACUCGUACCAAUACCCGUCUGGCGACGUGACCACUGAAACACAAGACCAACCACACUUCCUGAACCUGACAGAGCCGCACGUCGGACAGAGCAACGAGUUUACACAUUACGGGCAGGGCCAGGCAAGGUUCGAGAAUAUGGGCACCCAGGCGGAUUAUGCGUGUGGGUUCUCGACUGGGAGCUGGUAUAAAGAGGGGGUUGGAAUGGAGAGCGGGGCUAUUCGGGGGCAGAAGCCUGGGGAGAAGACGGGGGAGGACACUGGGGAAAGGAGCGAGGGAGUGACUGAUGACUUUUGA